AUGAGUAAAACGGAUGCCAAACCUGUGUCUGCUGGAGCAGAUGAUCUAGAUGAUGGUCUUGAUUAUGAGGUUGACCUUUCAGCUUCCGACAGCGAAGAUGUCCAUCUGAUUCAAGAUGAGGAGGAAACUAAAUCAAAAGAUGAACCUAAGCACCAAACCGAAAAUAACGAGGGAGGAAAGAAGAGAAAGGCAAAGUCUUCUAAAUUACAGGAGAAGAAAAGAAUAAAAAUGGAAAUUGAUAUGUCCCAGAAGAAAAAUUUGUCCACAGAAACAGCACCUGAAGUUAUUGCCGAUUACAUUAAUAACAAGAUACGCCAAAAGAACUCCGAAUUGUCAGCUUUAGAAUUAUCCGAGCUUUACUUGAAUAAGUCCGACUUUAGAUCAACUUCAGAAAUUAAUGAUAAGCCUAGGAACUUGGACAAUUUAUCAGCAUUUAUCGAUUCUAAAUUCAAAAACAUGUUACCUAAUACGUCAAAGAAAAAUAAGAAAGCAUCGAAGAAUAAAAAACAAAAGGAUGAUGAAUCUGAAUCUAAAGAUGAACGUAAAUUUAUUUCCAUUCUUUCCAUGUCUGCUAUUCGUGCCUGUGAUAUUCAUCGUGCCCUUCGUGAUAUACCAGGAGCAUCUUUGAAAUUAAUCAAUAAAAACAAAUUGCAUGUUGAUCUUAAUUUAGUUAAAAGUACCAGAUCAAGAGUUCUUUGCUGUACACCAGGAAGAUUACUCAAGGUUUUGGAUAGCGAAGAACUGCAACUUAAAGGUGAAGAAAUAAAGAUUGUGAUACUUGACAAUUCAUAUUUGGAUCAAAAACAACAAAACGUAAUGGAUAUCAAAGAGACCUUUGAAUGCUUAAAGGCUUUGGCGGAUAAAGGAUCUAAAAUUUAUUUAUAUUAA
Molecule: messenger RNA, 888 nt
Organism: Hyphopichia burtonii NRRL Y-1933
Lineage: Eukaryota; Fungi; Ascomycota; Pichiomycetes; Serinales; Debaryomycetaceae
Exons: 1
Coding region: 1-888 (295 amino acids)
Cellular component (GO): nucleus; 90S preribosome
Source: RefSeq, a predicted model, not a curated record